Ctenopharyngodon idella (grass carp) is the source of this 3150-nucleotide messenger RNA. RefSeq names its product protein phosphatase 2 phosphatase activator (gene ptpa). Gene Ontology annotation, biological process: mitotic spindle organization. Lineage: Eukaryota; Metazoa; Chordata; Actinopteri; Cypriniformes; Xenocyprididae. Bases 1154 to 2134 code for a protein of 326 amino acids. The record is from RefSeq and is a predicted model, not a curated record. Gene Ontology annotation, molecular function: peptidyl-prolyl cis-trans isomerase activity; protein tyrosine phosphatase activator activity. Gene Ontology annotation, cellular component: nucleus; cytoplasm; protein phosphatase type 2A complex. The transcript has 10 exons.
AUCAAAUCUUCAUUCAAUCACGGAUAAUUCAGUAGCGAAGAUACCAAUAAUAUCAAUGUUAUUAUUAUAUAUGUUGUCGUUCAGCCUCUGAAGCAGAGAAAGGGAUGUACGUGUGUGCUUUAUUUGUGGUGUCGCCGCGCCUCAUGUUAUGAAUCAAUGAUAGACUGACAGCUCUGCGACAUGCACAUAUAUUUGUUAUUACGCAUUUUAUGCGAUCAUAUGAACCGAGAUUAUUAUUUAUUUGCAAUAUUAAAUUACUUAAAAUGCUCUUUUAGAUAUAUUUAGCGAAAAUAAUUGGCCUAGCGGUUGAACACAUUUAGUUUCAAAGUUGGCUAACCCAUCUGUAAAAAGAGCAUCAGGACUUGUCUUUAAAAAAAAUAGAGUGCAGCAUGUUGUUAUUUUCAGAUAUGUUUGUGUAUAAUGGAAUGUAAAGUUUUUGCUCAAAUUUUUUUUUUUUUUUAUUUCUGACAGUAUAUUCUGGGAAAUAGUUGGAAUAAACUUUGUAUUUAAAUAUGAUUUAUUACACUUGGUUAUAGAAUUAUGACCAUUAUCCUCUUUAGUACAGUGAUAUAGGCUCAUAUGUUUCCUGAGCAGAACCAGCCUAGGUCUUUCAGGUUUAGGUACACCCAUAGACUACCUUGUAUAUUUUCCUUUAGGGUACCAAAGAAACCUCUUUGUGUAAGGGAAUUAUUGUAAGGGGGGUUUAUUGCAAGUGGCUGCUGGUCCCUCAUUCUUCCCGCUAUUCUUUAAAAUGAAGUAGAAAGAAAUGGAUGUAUAGAAAUUAAUAGUAAAUUAAGUACUUUAAGUAUUAAGUAUGCCAAAAAAGGGUCAAACCACAGAACUUUGAGUUUAUACAUUGCUAUUAGACAUUUAUUUCGAUAUCUUUACUUUAUUUGUACCCCAGCAUUUACACACAUUAAAGUGUGGUGUUCAUUGCCACAAAAAGUCAGGAAGGUCUCUUAUCAAACCACAAGAAAUACAAGUUUUCAACUGCCAAUGUGUAAUUAAGAAUUAUAGUUAAUGCAUUAGAGUUCUCAUCCAGUUAUUUAAGUGCUUUAACCUUGAUGCAGAAAGGGCUCUUGUCUAGAUAACAUAAACACAAUCAAAACGUGGAUCAGAACCUGUGGAAUGAGUGCGUGAUUAUCAGCAAUGCAUGUGUGAUUUCGUAAAUCUUAUCUAUCAAGGUUCGUCCCAUGAGGAUGACAAGCUUCCCAGUCCUGUCAAUUUCAGCUUCAUAGUGCCAAAGAAGGAGAUCAGCAUGGUGCCUGAUAUGGGAAAAUGGAAAAGAUCACAGGCAUACGCAGACUACAUGGGAUUCAUUCUGACCAUGAAUGAGGGCGUGAAGGGAAAGAAACUUACAUGUGAAUACCAGGUGUCUGAGACAGUGGAGAAGUUGCUUGCUAUGUUGGGAACAUUAGAUCACUGGAUUGAUGAGACGCCACCAGUAGACCAGCCUUCUCGCUUCGGCAAUAAAGCUUACCGCACAUGGUAUGCCAAACUGGAGCAGGAGGCAGAGACACUGGUCAAGACCGUUCUGCCAUCAGACCGCCAUGAUGCUGCUCCAGAGAUAGCCGUGUACCUGAAGGAGUCUGUGGGCAACUCCACCAGGAUCGACUAUGGCACAGGUCAUGAGGCCGCAUUUGCUGCGUUCCUCUGCUGUCUCUGUAAGGUGGGAGCACUGCGCAUUGAGGACCAGCUGGCCAUCGUAUUUAAAGUUUUUGAAAAGUAUCUGCGAGUGAUGCGCAAACUGCAGAAGACAUAUAGGAUGGAGCCGGCAGGGAGUCAGGGUGUGUGGGGCCUUGAUGACUUCCAGUUUCUUCCCUUCAUAUGGGGGAGCGCACAGCUUAUAGACCACCCAACCCUGGAGCCCCGACACUUUUUGGAGGAGAAGGCCGUAAACGAGAACCACCAAGACUACAUGUUUCUGGAGUGCAUUAAAUUCAUCAAUGAGAUGAAAACAGGCCCUUUUGCUGAGCACUCAAAUCAGCUUUGGAACAUCAGCGCUGUUCCUUCUUGGUCCAAAGUCAAUCAAGGUCUCAUACGAAUGUAUAAAGCGGAAUGUCUAGAAAAAUUCCCCGUCAUCCAGCAUUUCAAGUUUGGCAGCCUGCUCUCCAUCCAGCCAGUCAAACCAUGAGAGACAACAAAAAGAAUUAGCACCUUGUCAGAGAGUACAACCAAAACUCCGACUUUGGACAAAAGCGCUUCAGUCAUGUUAACAAAGCUCAAUAUGCAUUCUCUUCACCAGAGGUGCUUGGUCUUACUCCUGUAGAUCUACUUUCCUGGAGAGUUCAGUCCUAAACCUGUUCUAAUACAUCCUAUCCUAAAAUAUUUAAGUGAACCUGAAGACCUUGAUCAUCUGGUUCUGGAGUAUUUGAGUUGAGUUGAACUAAACUCUGCAGGACAGUAAAUCUGAACAGCCCUGCUCUUCACAAUCUACUAGUUGUGUAUAUGAAAUCACACUUCUGAUAUUCCUCCUAGUGAUGCAGUUUGUCUUUAUGGUUUUAUUUAUCUAUUCCCUGCAAGCAGGAAGUUGAACUGCUACUAAGACACCUGCAGUGAGCACUCAACUCAGAUAUGCACAUAUACAUUUUCAUCUGGAUUGGCAUUUAUAUUUAUUUAUGUGUAUAUAAAGAACAGAGCUUGUCACAAUGAAUGGUUGAAGGCUUGGUUUUGGUUUAAUGGAUUCCAUUUCCUGUGUGCAAAGAUCUGAGGCCAAUGAACAAUAAUGUGUGUUUGUGUGUGCGGGUGUUGGUGAGUUUAUGGAGCAAAAAGCACUUCUUGAGUAACUUGCUGUUCAGUUAUCAAAGAUCGCUGAGGCGUGUUUUUGCUGUGAAUGGUUUUGAUGAGUAUCAUCUUUAUGUAAAGACAUUUAUAAGUUGUCAACCACUUUAGUUUUACAAUUUUGGCUGUGCUUAUUUCUUUCAUAUUCAUUUAACCGAAAAUAGGACGAGUAAUUGGUGUAUAAAAAUGUCAAAAAGGCUUAACCCUUAUAGUUUGUAAGCAGCCACAUGUAGCUAAUGCCAUAGUCUUCCGUUGCUAAAUGAAAGCAAUGUAUUUGGAUCCACCAGUUCGGCAUUAUGGUAAAUCAGUCAAGCAUUUUUGAUUUCUAAACUUUAUUCUGUGUAAAUAAAUGGUUUCAGUUUGCUUCAA